AUGACUACGCUACCAUACACCGACGUCGAUUGCAACCUUCGAGCUUUAGCCGGCCGUGCCGAGGGAUUCGGCCGAUUCUCGGUCGGUGGUCUCCACGGCGAUCUCUAUGUCGUCACUUCUCUUUCAGAUGAUGGACCUGGGAGUCUUCGAGAAGGAGGUAGGAGGAAAGAGCCGUUAUGGAUCGUUUUCGCGGUUUCUGGAACCAUUCAUCUCAAUUCGUACUUGAGUGUGUCGUCUUACAAGACGAUCGAUGGACGAGGCCAGCGAAUCAAGAUCACUGGGAAAGGAAUAAGAUUGAAGGAAUGUGAACAUAUUAUCAUUUGCAAUCUGGAGUUUCAAGGUGGUAGAGGUCACGACGUCGAUGGCAUUCAGAUAAAGCCAAAGUCCAGGCACAUUUGGAUCGAUCGGUGUAGCUUGCGCGAUUACGAUGACGGGCUUAUAGAUAUCACUAGACAAAGCACUGAUAUCACUGUUUCUAGAUGUUAUUUUGCAGAGCAUGAUAAGACGAUGCUGAUUGGAGCAGAUCCUUCUCAUGUUGAUGAUAGAUGCAUCCGAGUGACCAUUCACCAUUGUUUCUUUGAUGGAACGAGGCAGAGGCAGCCUCGUCUCAGAUAUGGAAGAGUUCAUUUAUACAACAAUUACACUAGAAACUGGGGAGUGUACGCUGUCUGUGCUAGCGUAGAAGCACAGGUGUUCUCUCAAUGCAAUAUAUAUGAAGCAGGAACGAAGAAGAAAACUUUUGAAUACUAUCCAGAGAAGGCUGCUGACAAGGAAGAAGUGAGAGCUGGGUUGGUACGAUCUGAAAAUGACUUGUUCUUGAACGGAGCUCAAGCUUCCUUGUUGACCGGCGAAGAAUGUGUGUUCCAUCCAAGCGAGCAUUACCCGACAUGGACAGUGGAGCCACCAUCAGAGACUCUCAAGCAAAUCCUCAAAAUUUGUACCGGUUGGCAAUCUUUAUCCCCUCCUUCAGAUCAUGGAGUUCCUAAGUAG
This is a messenger RNA of Microthlaspi erraticum, 990 nucleotides long. The record is from the annotation of a GenBank genome assembly. NCBI's taxonomy places the organism in Eukaryota, Viridiplantae, Streptophyta, Magnoliopsida, Brassicales, Brassicaceae.